Messenger RNA from Fibroporia radiculosa, 645 nucleotides. RefSeq lists its product as uncharacterized. NCBI's taxonomy places the organism in Eukaryota, Fungi, Basidiomycota, Agaricomycetes, Polyporales, Fibroporiaceae. The record is from RefSeq and is a predicted model, not a curated record. Bases 1 to 645 code for a protein of 214 amino acids. The transcript has 3 exons.
AUGUAUAAUCUUGGUCUCAAACGCAAUAUCAACUCUGUGUUAGGGAACCGUCCCUUAUUGUGGUGCUGGCCCACAGUUCCCCCGGGUACAGGCUUGAAAUACCAGCUCGCCGAGGGAGAGGACCCUGACGCUGAGAUGUGGCCACCAGAGGACCCCGCCAAGGCCUAUACCCUACCCGAACCCGAUCCAAACUACAAGUUUCGGCUUCCAGAUAGUCCUUGGACGUAUCAGAACGGCUCGUUAAAUCCUAAUCUCGAGCCCUCUAAUGCUCGCCAGCGCUCAACAUCCCAGAGGCGCCGGAAAGUCCUACAAGGGCCCUACUCCUCUCUUCCUCCAUACCAUCCGGAUUAUAAUGAGACACAGGACGAAGACGCGUAUUCAGUUUCGUCCGAGUCUUCGGGUUACGAAGAGUACGAAGACAAUUCUGCGUUCGCUCAUCGAAUCGCCGAGGGAGUAGCUCGUGUCAGGCGAGGUUCUGAGGGUUAUGAGGUCAAGGCCAUCGAUAGGGACGCAAUACUGCAGAAGUUCGUCGAAGGUCGCACGCAUGAACCUGGCAGGUAUCAGCCCUAUGUGCCCCAGCCUGAGAGUGACAGUGAGCCAGAAGAUAUAGAUGAUUCUGUGCCGUUGGCACGGAAGAUAGAAUAG